CUCAGCGCGUAGGGGGCGUGGCCACGCCUUCCCGGUCAGCCGCCACGUGAGCCUCGCGCCGUUCUAGCUGAGGUGAGGAGCCAGCAUGUCGGCGGCCGUGGCGGCUUCGGGAAAGCGGGGGAAGCCGGCGGGUCCGAGUGCCGGCAAGCGGCGGCGGAAGCCCGACGUGGAGGAGGAGCCGGGCCGGGCCAAGCCGGGCACCAAGAAGAGACCCAAGCUGAGUGAGGAGAUUUCCAGCGACUCGGAGCCGGAAAGUCCUGAGGACACAAGGACCAAGGAAGAGGAAGAUGAGGAGCUGGAGGAGACUGCCCAGGAGAAGAAGCUCCGGCUGGCUAAGCUGUACUUGGAGCAGUUGAGGCAGCAAGAGGAGGAGAAAGCAGAAGAGGAGGCCUUUGGGAAUGACCAGGUGGCUGGGCGGCUAAAAGAAGAUGUGCUCGAGCAGAGAGGUCGACUUCAGAAGCUAGUGGCAAAGGAGGUCCAGGCUCCGGUGGCUGCAGACAUCCGGGUCCUUCGGGGCCACCAGCUGUCCAUCACAUGCCUGGUCAUCACCCCAGACAACUCGGCCAUCUUCUCUGGAGCCAAAGACUGCACCAUCAUCAAAUGGGGUGUGGAGAGUGGGAAGAAGCUGCACCAGAUUCAGAGGGUGAAGAAGGGGGCCGAAGGCCAGCCACCCGGGCACGCUGACCACGUCCUCUGCAUGGCGAUUUCCUCAGACGGCAAGUACCUGGCCUCGGGAGACAAGAACAAGCUCAUCCUGAUCUGGGACGCAGGCACCUGCAGGCACCUCUAUACCUUCACGGGACAUCGGGAUGCAGUCUCGGGCCUGGCAUUUCGGAGGGGCACGCACCAGCUGUACAGCACAUCCCACGACCGCUCUGUGAAGGUGUGGAACGUGGCCGAGAACGCCUACAUAGAGACCCUGUUUGGGCACCAGGAUGCCGUGACGGCCCUGGAUGGACUGAGCCGGGAGAGCUGUGUGACCGCGGGGGGUCGCGACGGCACUGUCCGUGUUUGGAAGAUUCCCGAGGAGUCACAGUUGGUCUUCUAUGGCCACCAGGGCUCCAUUGACUGCAUCCAGCUCAUCAAUGAGGAACACAUGAUAUCUGGCUCAGAGGACGGCUCCUUGGCUCUGUGGGGCCUCUCCAAGAAGCGGCCCCUCACCCUGCAACAAAAAGCCCAUGGGAUGCGUGGGGAAGAAGGCUUGGAGCAGCCCUUCUGGGUGUCCUCUGUGACUGCGCUGCUCAACACGGACCUUGUGGCCUCAGGGUCUCACAGCUCCUUUGUGCGACUCUGGCGGUGUGCAGAGGGUUUCCGGAAGCUGGAGCCCCUCUGGGACAUCCCUUUGGUUGGCUUCAUCAACAGCCUCAAAUUCUCCAGCACGGGAGACUUCCUGGUGGCGGGCGUCGGGAAGGAGCACAGGUUGGGACGCUGGUGGCAGAUCAAAGAUGCCAAGAACGCGGUCUGCAUCAUCCCCCUGCGGAGAGUGCCUCCUGCCCCCGCCGCUGGCUCCUAGCUCCUCUUCCCCAGAAGCCCUCCCCUCCUUAUUUAAGGCUCUUCUCUGCUCCCACUGUUUGUAUUAAACUGGCCUGUGGGUCACUCCAGGCCCAGCCUGCCUGUGGGUUCUUCCUGGGGAUGGGCAAGGCUCAAAGGGAGCAGGAGGUGGGGUUUGGGGCCUGGCGCCCAGCUCUUGUCCCUGUCUCCCUGGGACAUCUCUGGGGAGGUCUGGGAGUGGAAGCAGUUUCCCAGCCGCAGGAACAGGACGGACAGAGACAGUGUCGGACACAGAGCAGCUGGCGAGAGCCAGAGAGCGAGCGUGGUCACGGUUAAGAGAGCACGUCCGGCUUGCAGCGGGCUCUAUGUCUGUUAUCUCAUCCAUCCCUACAACCCUGGGAGAUAGCUGCCAUCGUAGUCUCCGGUUUUACAGACGAGGAAACUGAGGCAGACAGGUAGCAGGGCCCUUGCCCAAGAUCCCUCAGCUAGUCAGGGCCCGAGGAGGGAAGAGGUCAGGUCAGACCUACCAAAAUCCUUUAUUGGGGAGGACCGACCGGGCCCUAGGCAAUUAAGACCUUCAUGUCCAGUGCCAGGCCACCGGCCAUGACCUGGUAACGGCCACGCAUGAGCCCACGGGUUAGGCAGUUGCGCCAGCGCAUCUGGAUCAGGCAAGCAGCGGCCCGAGCCCUCAGGUAACGCCGUCGCACACGCCACAUGCGGACCACGGCCUGAAGCUUCACCGCGGCCCACUCUUGCCUCGUGUAGAGCUGCAGCACUGUCCGUCGCCGCCGCUCUAAUAACUGCGUAUGAGCUACCCGCCACCAGGCCUGGAUGAUCCAGGCGCAGAGGGCCGCAUGCAGCAGGGUCCGUCGCACUAGGGUCCCCCGCCACCAGGCCUGGAUCUUGAUGGCUGCCUUGUCCUAGGCCAGAGUGGAGCAGGACAAAAGCCUACUCAGCUCCCAGCCAGUCCCCUGUCCUUGCUUAGCCUGUGUCUCUGUCUGCAUCUUCCUGUCCCAGAGCUCCGCCCUCUGGUAAUAACCUUAAACCUUCCUUGACUCCUGUCAUCCCCCCUCCUCCCCCUUUCUCUGAGCCCCAUGUGGUCCGGGUCAGGCCUGGCUGUUUUUCCUCUUACCAGAUGGGGGCCUUGGAGGCUCCACAGAAAAUGUUCCACUCCCCCCCGGCCAAAAUGAAACAAGAGCCCUGUGCUCCUCAUUUGGUGGGUGACGAUAAAUUUUUUAAGAAGUGUUUGACCACAUUUAAACCUUCUCUGGCUUGAUAAAUGAAAACAGAGAGAGAGAACUUGGUUCAGCCGUGCUCCCGUUCGGUACAGCAAGCAAAGCUUAAAGCAGCUUAAAACCAAGCACUGGCCUCCGCCACGGAGCGUCUUGGGUGGCUGGAAUGGAAGAAGGGUUCUUCACAGGCUCCCGAGCUCCUCCAAAUGCCUUUAUUUUCAGAUGACAUUUUGUUGAUUGCAUCAAGCCCCAGAGUCUGGACCCCCUCCAUGAAAUUCAUUCCCAUUCAAGUGAUCAGCCUAACAAUUCAAUAGGAAAAAAACAAGUGCACGAAGAUGGGCCUGUUACCCAAUGUGCAGCUGGAAACGUGGCCUGUUAUGUCAGCCUGUCAGCACAUGUGUCUUCAUUAGGCAUUGUAGAUGGACGGUAAACUAGACCCAAAUUCAAAAGAAGAGUGGGUCGAUUGAAUUACAUUGAGGAGCCUUCUGAUCAUCUUAAAUUUGCCCCCUGACAGACAUAAAACCUACUUUUGAACAAAGGCAGAUUUCCAAUAAUCCUCUCUCUCUACAUAAUAUGGAAUACUCCAAAUUAAUUGGGGAACUCAAGGCAAUGGAGACAUACAUAGUGGGUGUAACUACAUCAUAUUGAAGAUUGGUUUAAGAGUUACUCAGGAAAAAGUUAUUCAGGAAAAGGAGCCUCAGAAAAGAGGCAGAUAGCAAGUGAAAGACAAUCCAAAUGCUGCAUUGAUACCCCCCAGACUGUGGAUGUUGCGUAGCUCCUUCAUGGAGGGUUUUUGGAAGUAUGUGAACGGCAAUAAUAACGGAUGAGGUGGUGUGAGUGGAUAGCAGUGCACACUGCUAACGAGGGAGUACCCCCACUAAAACCUUAAAAAUGUGCAUGUUCACUUGAAUAGCUCAGAACGAGUUGGUAGCCUAUGUUUUUGUAUCCACAUAUAAACACUAUUUUACUUUUCUGUAUA
Messenger RNA from Sarcophilus harrisii (Tasmanian devil), 3702 nucleotides. It is a transcript of the gene RRP9, whose product is annotated as ribosomal RNA processing 9, U3 small nucleolar RNA binding protein. The record is from RefSeq and is a predicted model, not a curated record. The transcript has 15 exons. Gene Ontology annotation, molecular function: protein binding; snoRNA binding. Lineage: Eukaryota; Metazoa; Chordata; Mammalia; Dasyuromorphia; Dasyuridae. Gene Ontology annotation, cellular component: small-subunit processome. Bases 86 to 1513 code for a protein of 475 amino acids.